Molecule: messenger RNA, 951 nt
Organism: Fulvia fulva
Lineage: Eukaryota; Fungi; Ascomycota; Dothideomycetes; Mycosphaerellales; Mycosphaerellaceae
Exons: 1
Coding region: 1-951 (316 amino acids)
Source: RefSeq, a predicted model, not a curated record
AUGACUCCCUUUCCGCCCCUCUACGGGAUGCCCGUCGAACUUUCGGAGGAGAUCAACAAACACAUCGACUUUGCCGACGAGAAGUUUACUAUCAAAAGCAAAGACACGCUCCCGUCUGAUGCUCGCUGGGUCAAUUUGCGCAUUCCGUUCGCCACGAAGGUCACAGAUAUCUGCAUCAUGGACUCAGGAGAGGUCCGAGUCACCGCCUUUACCGUCGCUCGCGAACUCGCCGAAGAGGGACUCCUCAACAAGGCCAAGGUCAUCCACGUAAAUAUCGACGACUUCGACUUCACCAUCUUCAAGAACUUCAUCGGCAUCCUGAAAGACAAGGGAAAACUCGUCGACUUCCGCAAUCCCGCCGCUACCAUUGGCCGCGAGCCACGAGAGCUCGUCAUCCAGCACACCUUCACCCGCAAGUCUCCCAAGACAGCCAAGAAGCUGAAGGACUUCAGCGACUGGUUCGCGACAAACGUCACUUUCACUAUCGCCAUGACUCACGAGGUCGUCGCCUAUGAUGACAUCGAGGUUCUCAACAAGAUCUUCCAGAGUUCGGGAUUUUCCCAGUAUCCCGGCACACAGUACGCCGCCGUCAUCUACAAGCUUCAAGAAGAGGUCGAUGAUUACAUCGCGACUCGUCACGCCGGAGACGUGUACGAUCAGCAGCAGAUUGCAGACGAUAGGGCCAAUGGCGAGUAUGCGUGGGAGAAUCCUGUUGGAGACGAUGACAGUGAGAUGGACGGGUCUGAUGACGAUGAGGACGAUGGGGACGCUGGGGACGAUGACGGUGAUGAGGACGGUGAUGAAGGCGACGAGGGAGGUCAAGACGAGGAGGACGAAGAGAUGGAGGACCCAGAUGUCGAUGAAAGCGAGGAUUUGGAGAUGGAACAGAGUGAGGACGAGGAUGGCUCUGUGGUGGUGGAGGAUCUGGGAGUCGUGGAAGAAGCCUUCUGA